Messenger RNA from Penicillium cataractarum, 1344 nucleotides. RefSeq names its product rRNA-processing protein SOF1. Gene Ontology annotation, biological process: maturation of SSU-rRNA from tricistronic rRNA transcript (SSU-rRNA, 5.8S rRNA, LSU-rRNA). The record is from RefSeq and is a predicted model, not a curated record. The transcript has 3 exons. Gene Ontology annotation, cellular component: nucleolus; small-subunit processome. Bases 1 to 1344 code for a protein of 447 amino acids. Lineage: Eukaryota; Fungi; Ascomycota; Eurotiomycetes; Eurotiales; Aspergillaceae. Gene Ontology annotation, molecular function: protein binding.
AUGAAAAUCAAAGCCCUUUCUCGCCCGACGGCGUCGCAGCAGGCGCCUGGAUCCGCCACCGUCCGCCAGGCGCGGAAUCUCGACCCGUCCCAGCAUCCAUUUGAGCGAGCCCGCGAGUACACUCGUGCUCUCAAUGCCGUCAAGAUGGAGCGCAUGUUUGCUGCUCCAUUCUUGGGCCAGAUGGGUGAUGGUCACGUCGAUGGUGUCUACAGUAUGGCCAAGGACCCUGGCUCACUCGAACGAUUUGCAAGUGGUAGCGGUGAUGGUGUCGUGAAGGUGUGGGAUAUGACGACCCGUGAAGAGGUUUGGAACACCCAAGGACACGAGAAUAUCGUCAAAGGUCUCUGCUGGACUCCGGAACGGAAGCUUUUGUCAUGCGCAAGCGACAAGACUAUCAAACUCUGGGAUCCGUACAACUCAACUCCCGAGGCGCCUCCCAUGGCAACUUACCUUGGUUCCGGCGCCUUCACUGGUGUUUCGCACCAUCGGAAUCACCCGUCCUUUGCAGCAUCUUCAUCGGUUAUCUCCAUCUACGACCUUUCCCGUCCUUCCUCCACACCCUCGCAAACUCUGCAUUGGCCGACUAGCGUCGAUACCAUCACCUCGAUUGCCUUCAACCAGACCGAGACCUCGAUCCUUGGUUCGACCGCUAUCGAUCGCUCGAUCAUUAUGUACGAUCUGCGCACUUCUUCGCCAGUGCAAAAGCUAGUUUUGAACUUGGCUUCCAAUGCCAUUGCUUGGAACCCCAUGGAAGCCUUCAACUUUGCUGUCGCCAACGAAGAUCACAACGCCUACAUUUUCGAUAUGAGAAAGAUGGACCGUGCCCUCAAUGUUCUGAAGGACCAUGUGGCCGCUGUUAUGGAUGUCGAGUUCAGCCCUACUGGUGAGGAUUUGGUGACUGCAUCCUACGACCGCACAGUCCGCCUGUGGAAGAGGAACCGCGGGCACUCUCGUGACAUUUACCACACCAAGCGGAUGCAACGUGUCUUCUCCGUCAAGUUCACCCCCGACAGCAAGUAUGUCUUGUCUGGAUCUGACGAUGGCAACAUUCGUCUGUGGCGUGCCAAUGCCUCCGACCGUAGUGGAAUUCAGAGCGCCCGCCAGAGAACGAAGUUGGAGUAUGACCAGGCUCUGAUCAAGCGGUACGGACAUAUGCCCGAGAUCCGCCGCAUCAAGCGCCAGCGUCACUUGCCCAAGCCUAUUAAGAAGGCUGGUGAGAUCAAGCGUGACGAGCUUUCUGCGAUUAAGAGACGUGAGGAGAAUGUGCGGAAGCAUACUGCCAAGGCCAGCCUCAAGUCAAGAAAGAGUGAGCGUGAGAAGAUGAUUCUGGCUCGCGAGCAAUAA